This is a messenger RNA of Pristis pectinata (smalltooth sawfish), 5801 nucleotides long. RefSeq names its product thyroid hormone receptor associated protein 3a (gene thrap3a). Gene Ontology annotation, cellular component: mediator complex. The transcript is spliced from 14 exons. Lineage: Eukaryota; Metazoa; Chordata; Chondrichthyes; Rhinopristiformes; Pristidae. Gene Ontology annotation, molecular function: transcription coregulator activity; DNA binding. The record is from RefSeq and is a predicted model, not a curated record. The coding region runs from base 358 to 3318 and encodes 986 amino acids. Gene Ontology annotation, biological process: positive regulation of transcription by RNA polymerase II.
CAGGCGCAGAGCAGCGCAGCGGAUGGCUAAGCGCGGCUGAGGCGCUCGGUGCGGGUCAGACACGCGGAGCGGCCGGACGUGGGCAGGUUGCUUUGGUGUACUGGGAUUAAGGUCCUUUCUGUGGCAACCGCAUGAUAACAGAUACUGCUAAUGAACUGAAUAGGUGGAAUGGAACUAUUUCUGUGUGGCACAUUAUCUGGUAAAGCCUUGGGUUGUGGAGAAAUCACAAGAUUCUUGGACCUUGUCAUCAGCUGUAUGGCGCAUUUCCUGCAAGGAUAACCUUUGUCCCUGAUUACUGCCAGAGCUGUGUGGUUCGAAGGGAGGAGAACACUUUGUUGCUACUUCCACAUCUGAGAAAUGUCGAAAGCUACAGGUUCAAAGUCCAGGUCGCAGUCAUCCCACUCAAGGUCCCGCUCUCGGUCCCGUUCCCGAUCCUUUACAAGGUCUCGGUCACGGUCUCGGUCACGGUCUCACUCUAGGAAACGGAAGUACAGCCCUAGGUCUCGUUCCAGGUCGUAUUCUCCAACUCAUAACCGGGAGAGGAAUUAUCCGCGAGAGUACCAGCCUCGGGAGUUUCGAGGGCACCGGGGCUACAGACGGCCCUUCAUCCAGCGUCGAGGGCGAGGCUACUACCCUAGGGGUAACUGGAACAACCGUGGUGGUUACGGCAACUACGGAAACUAUAACCAUUACGGUAACUACCGGCCCAACUGGCACAACUACCGCUCGACCUACAGCCCUCGGCGGGGCCGGUCCCGCUCACGAUCACCCAAGCGGAGGUCGGCGUCACCGAGAUCCAGGAGCCGCUCCAGGUACACUGACAAGUCGUCGUCCAGCAGGUCAGGCAGGUCGUCCUCAUCCAGGUCUCGCUCCUCUCCUCACCGCAGUCGCUCCGCCUCCCCUAAACGGCGGAGCAAGAAAAAUAAAUCGUCCCAGAAGGAGGCAGCCACCUCUCAGCCACCUGUCCAAGAGUCUGAAGACCAGCAGAAGCGGUCCCCCGAGGAUGGGCAGACUGGGAAUGGUGGCUCGGAGGCUCCCGCUGGUCUGGCCCCCAAACGUGGCGAUUCAUGGAAAGGUCUGACUGCCUACGAUGCCAGCCCCAAGCAUCCUAGCCCUGCCCCACGCUCUACUGUGGUGCUGAAGACCAGUUCACCAUUGCAUUCCAGCCCAAGCCAGCAGAGCCCCCCGCAGUCAAGCGUGGCCCGCCACACUUCACCACAUGGGAGCCCCUCACAGCUGAGUCCUCAGGGCCGCAGCCCAACCAGGCCGAACACCUCUCACCAGAGUCCGCCGUCACUCGGCUCUUCAAUUCGUAGCCUGCCUCGUCAAACCUCGGCCAAUCACAGCCCACCUCAGAGGAGUCCACCACUGACGAGUCUUGCACAGGGCAAUGCACAGAAAGAGGAAACACGGCCAGGAAUGUCUGGCUUAUUUGCGGAGCAGCCAGCCCCAACUAUCCCUUCAUAUCUAAAGAGGUAUGUUCCAAAAAGUGUGGUGAAAACGGAAUUCCAUGUGAAAAAUAUUCCAGAGAAAGGCAACCGUAGCAGCCAAUCCCCCAAACGGUUCAAGGGCGGAGUUUCAGAGGAGUUUGAAAAAAUUUCGAAAGCAGAGAUACGUCACAAAUUUAGUUAUGAUGAAGAGGAAGUGGAGGAGCAUGCUAAAGAAUACCCAUCCAAGAACCAAAAGGAAUAUGGAUAUGAGGAUGAGCCCAAGUACAGGAGCAAAUUAAUCGCAAGUAAAACUCAGGAGAGGUAUGAUGAGGAGGAUGAGGAGGAGGAAGACGAUGAUGAUGAUGAGAAUGAUAGGCCACGUAAACGGGAAGAAGUGAAUUUCUUUAAGCAGAUUGCUAUCUCCAAGGAGAAGUUUAGGGAGGUGGAGAAUGUGGAGGAUGAGGAAAUAAUACCCGAGAGAUUUAAAAAAGAGGACCGCUUUCAAACAAAGAAAGUAGAUGGGAACAGAUACCGGGAGGUAUCACCCAUGAAAACAUCAAAAUAUAAGGCAGGCCGAGCAGAAAGUCCUCUUCCGCCAAGGAAGAGCUCUGAGGCCAAAGAGCAGGAAGAUGUCACUGCUCUGGAGGAGAGCCCCCCAGUGCUCAAACCAGCUCAUCGUCCUACAGAGGUGACACUGAAAAUGGAUUCCUUGCAGUUUGGCGAUGAUGUCCUCGGCUCUGCCAACAUCCUGACCCAUGAACGACGGCUUUGUCGUGACCUUGUUCACAAACCCAAAAAAGAUCAAGAGUUCCGUUCCAUCUUCCAGCAUAUUCAGAUGGCCCAGACUCGACGUAGCCCUUCAGAGUUAUUUGCUCAGCACAUUGUGACUUUGGUUCACCAUGUGAAAGAGCAUUACUUCAAAUCAGCAGGAGUCACAUUAAAUGAACGUUUUACAAUGUACCAAAGGAGAACAGCUGAGCAGGAAGUUCCCAGGCAGAAGAGCCCAGAAAUUCAUAGGCGGAUUGAUAUUUCACCCAGUGCUCUAAAGAAACGUAUGCAUCUCCGUGAUGAAGUAAAGAAUCCGAAGGAAAGCAGCUAUAAGGGAGAAGGAAAAUUAAGGGAUGAACUGGAUGACCUGCGCCAAGAUAUUGAGCAACGUAGAAAAUAUAAAAGCAAGGAAGGAGAGCAUAAAAAAGAUAGUUCCAAAGAUUCAAGAGAUUCAAGCCAUUCACGUGAACGCUCAAAGGAAAAAUCUGGAAAAGUUCCCAAAGCUUACAAGGAAUCGAAAAAGCAAAGGAAACGCAAGAAAAUCAGAGCAAGGUCCAGCUCAUCAAGCUCCUCCUCCUCCUCCUCCUCUCCAUCGCAGGAGGGAAAAGAUGAAAGAGAAGAGGGGGUGGGCCGUGAAGAACCCACUCCUGGUUUUAACAAAGCUCGGCUUGGAACAAGGGAGUUCACAGGCCCACCAACUCGAGGCAGAGCACGUGGAACUUUUCAGUUCAGAAUAAGAGGAAGAGGAUAUGGCAGGGGAGCGUUUCCUGGUCCCAGCAAUAGCAGUAACACUGGUAACCCAACUUUCCAAAAGCGACCCCGUGAAGAGGACUGGGAUCCUGAGUACACGCCAAAAAGCAAAAAGUACUACCUGCACGAUGACCGUGAGGGAGACGGGGAUAACUACUGGGCAAACAAAAGGGGUCGCGGUGCUUUCCAGCGAGGGAGAGGCCGUUUUCUGUACAAAAAGUCCAACACCAGCCCCAAGUGGACACACGACAAAUAUCAAGGCAGUGGACAGGAAGGUGUGGAGGAGGAAGAGGAGGAGGAGGAGGAGGAUGGGCAAGUUGCUGGCAUCGCCACCCAGGAGGAGAAAAAUCUGGGUGCGUUGGAACAGUAGCGGCAAAAGGACUGGGCCUACCUAUGGCAACAGUGCAUUGAUUUGAGUAUAGAAACUGAUCACUAGGAUUGGUCACAAGAGAUUUCUUCAUCCAGAUCUCUUUAGGGUUUACAAUGUAGUAGGUUAUUUGUUUUGGUGGGGGCAAGGGUAUAGGACCCUUUUGAGAUUGAAAGGACCAAAAACAUCUGUCUUUAAUGCAACUUACUAUAUAAAGUGCAGUGCAGGCGUCGUACCUGUGUUGUAAUACCACACUAGUUGACAUCCAAACACCACAGGUUGCCCUGGGGCUGUGAUUCCCCUCCCCCAUGUAUUUAGAGACGUAUAAGAGCGCAUGAUGGUGCGACUUGUGUACACCUGAUAUUACAAACCUUCCUGAGCUACUGGGUUCAGUUUGUGAUAGGAGACUGCUGCAAAAAUGUGAAACUGAUACGGGGAGGAAGAAAGAAUACUGUUAGAUAUCUCCCUCCACAAGUCGCACCCUGCAAUCUAGAAGAAAUUUCUCCCCAAAUUGUUGUUUUUCUGAGCCCCAGAUAUUGCCGCAUGCUUAUUUUAUUAUUAUGGGUUUUAAAACACUUUCACUUUUGAUGCAGCUUUAUAGUGGUACAUGUUUCAAGGAUCCUCCUCCAUUUCUUUUCACUUGUUCCUUUUGCAAUCUGCACAUCUCCAUAUUUGGUUACGACGCUUGGCUUGUGCUUUAUCACCAAUGUGACUGACAGCAAGAGUGGUUUCUAUAUUUUUGUUUUAGUUUUUUUUAAAAAAAAGCGACUGGCGAUUCAUCUUGGGCCUAACUCGCUGUUUAUUUGUAGUGUUGAGAAAAAAGUGUGAACCACCCCUGAAUUUGUUCUGAUUGUUCAUGUAGGGAAUUGUCCGAGUUAACAAACUUAAUGCCCGGAAGGAUCACUUUAAACCUCCGUACCUCGGCCCUGAUCUUCUAUCUAUCUUCUAGCUUGCAAAGAGCUAUGGGUUAAAUUGAAACAAUUCAUUUUAUUUCAUAAGUUGUUGAUGGCUCAACAAGUUUAUCCAUUUGAGCUGGUUCCUGGCCAGUGUUGCUGUUGCUGUGGCUUGUCUUUGUUGUUUUGUCAUUGGGUUAAGGAGAAGGGAUUCUGCCAGUGUUUCUUGUUCUUGAUCACAUUACACUGCUUGUGCUGGAAAGGCUGUGUAUUUCGAUACUGCUUGAGAACAUGAUUGGUCUUGAGCAAGGUACUGGAGAGAAAAAAGUUAGUGUGGGAAAAAUAUCAUUUUAAAAGGGAGAAAAGGUUUUAACGUGGCUCUGAGCAUUGUUUGUACCAGCUUUUAGCAUUUGGCAUGGUCUCCACUCCCCACCCCCCCCCCCCCCCCCAGCCACUGUUAGCAAAAACAAUUGGAAUGGGUUGAGAGAGGCUGGACAAGGAAUAGGAAUUGAGAUUCAAAUUAAUGGGGAGAUUCAACUGUUCUCAAAUAUUCUUUAAACCUUGUCAAAAUAAAAGCUCUGCAAAAUAUGAAAUAAUUAUAUGAAACAAGCUGAUCUUUCAUGUACAAGUGUCAAUUAAUUUAGUUUGCUCAUUUAUGAUAAAAGUUAGAUUGUGCAGUCUUGACUAAACGAAGUGCUUGUGACAGUUUCCUUGUGCACAUCUGCAGUGUGAAGUUGUGCAGUUCAGUUGCCCAUCUACUGCAGGCAAAUUGUCUACCUUCUGUGAUAUCCCUCCCGCAAAUGGUCCCAUUAAAAUUCAUCCCUGCGGGGUACAAGACCCCAAAUUGAUACAAUAGCUUUAAAGUUGUGUUGGCCGUUCACUAUCUUCCAUUCUUCUGUCCCAAUUUCCUGCCCCCCCCCCCAAAAAAAAUUGAGAACUUAUCAACCUGGAAAGUGGGAGCAAUACAAGUAUUAAUAAAUGAUUAUAAAUUCCUUUUGAUUUUUGUUAUUGGGAAAUUCUUUAGUCCGAAUUCAAAUGUUGCAUCACCUUGUUGCUUUAGAUCUUGGAAUUAAUGUUAUUGAACAGACAUUGGAUAAACAUUUAGAUACAUUUUAUAUUGACAAUCAGCUGUCUCACCUCCACUCCGUGCCUAGCCUCCCUGUUCUUCUCUAAUGCAUCUUGCUUAAUCCCUUUAUUUUGUAUCUUUUUAUGUAUGUAUCAAAAAAAUAAUUAAAAAAAUGACACAUGCUCUUGGCUGCAGGAACUAUAUUGAAUUUUUUUAUACAUAGAAGUAACUAGUUUUGUGGGGAGGGGAACAUGAAAUGGGAGGAGUAUGACGGUUGCACUAUUUUUGUAAAGUUUUGCUGAACUGCCUUAUCACUAAAAGAAUUGUUAAAAGUCACUCUUGUCCAGAAUUGAACCAGAUUUGUAUCUCUCCAAUUAUUUGUGUUCUGUUUUGUUACCGUGGUUUCGUCCCUAGUCUAAAAUGGCAUUCUGUCAUCAACUUAGUCCCCCAACCCUCCCUCAAACUGUGAUUUUGCUGAGGUUCAAAGCAUUGUGUUAAAUUUUAAUUAAAUUUCUGUGCCAGCGUCA